AUGGCGCCUCGAACUCGCUCGCAAGAGAAAAGAAAGCGUGAAUCCGAGAGCCCGGAGGGAGACUCUCAUCCCACUAAACGUAGUCCGACCACUCCUGACACUGUCACUACAGACUGGACCAACAAUUCAUCCGAUAGUUUGAUACCCGAGGACGAGUAUGAAGCACGCAUCGAAAGGUUCCAAGAGUCAGGCGCUAAGUAUCAGACAUGGAUCGAGAAUUCCACACAAGACGGUUGUCCUGUCAAGAAAGCAACGCUAACCAUUGAAGAUUUACUCAGUCUCCCUGCGCCGCCUGAUUUUCUAGUUCUCGGCGACGACAAAAGCUACCAAUGGGUACAAAUUAAAGAUGCUCACCUACAGGCACACGAGCCAGUACAAGAUGAUGCAGGCUCGCUAGGUCUUCCAACCGGUAAAGAUUGGAACUAUCAAGUUCUCCGUCAACUCGGCUGGGCUCCUAAGCUGGAACAAUUCAAGUGGAGUGAGUAUGUCCACUGGGUAGUUGAAGGCGCAAUUAUUGCAGCGGCAAUCAUGAGACAUCACGGGCCCAACUGGUCUGAAGUUGCUCUUGCGCACUACAACGACGUUUGCCCCGAUAUCAAUACGUUGAAGUAUGUGUAUGUUUCUGACAUUGUUAACAAGGAGACUGCGCCGUAUGUCAAGAAGAAGCUUUACGACAACAAGAAAUUCAAGCCCAAAGAUGAGCCAGUUGCACGAUACUGGAAGCAUGGCACUGAAGAGUAUCAGAGGAUCUUGGGCACGGCCAUUGGUAAAGGAGUGGCUUGUCUUGUGUUGGGCGCUUGGCCUAGGGGAACACAUCGGAUCACGCAGAUCAAAAGCUUCUUUUGGUCUCAAAGUCUACAGCUUCGAUUCGAUAUUGGAGAGAUCGACUCGGAAGGCUCCGAGUGA
Molecule: messenger RNA, 906 nt
Organism: Penicillium brevicompactum
Lineage: Eukaryota; Fungi; Ascomycota; Eurotiomycetes; Eurotiales; Aspergillaceae
Exons: 2
Coding region: 1-906 (301 amino acids)
Source: RefSeq, a predicted model, not a curated record